This is a messenger RNA of Lampris incognitus (smalleye Pacific opah), 3538 nucleotides long. It is a transcript of the gene itgb5, whose product is annotated as integrin, beta 5. Gene Ontology annotation, cellular component: integrin complex; focal adhesion; cell surface. Lineage: Eukaryota; Metazoa; Chordata; Actinopteri; Lampriformes; Lampridae. The record is from RefSeq and is a predicted model, not a curated record. Gene Ontology annotation, molecular function: integrin binding. The transcript has 16 exons. Gene Ontology annotation, biological process: cell migration; cell adhesion mediated by integrin; integrin-mediated signaling pathway. The coding region runs from base 449 to 2860 and encodes 803 amino acids.
UCAACUGACACCCAGAACACCGACGUUUGAACACGUUUGUUCACUUUUACUACUCAAACCCAUACAAGCUGAGGGGGGGAGGAGGAGGACGACUUGAACAUAAAAUCGCCGAGUCGUCAGAAAACCUGGACUCAUCAUGGGUAAAGUAGGGACGUGGAAAGCUGCAGCAGAAGUCUCCAAAGAGUUUGGGAGGAAACAGUAAACGGGAUAUUAUCGUCUUCUGACGUGCCGGGAUACUUGUUGUCUUAUAAAGGAUCGCAGAGAGACGUUUCGGUACAGGGCUCCUUCGCUUACGGGAGCGGGGGGGAGCGCUUUGUUGCAGCUGAAAUGGUCGAAGCGCCCUUCGCGUCCGUGUUUCGCACCGACGGACGGGACUUGAUCCGAUGAGAGGUCAGCUGUACGUCAAAACCCGACUCUGCUUAACAAAAAAGACACGCCGAGGGUCAUCAUGUGGACAUGCGGGAUGUGGACGUGGAGGGCAACUCUGUGUUGCACGCUUAUGGAAAUAUUCUUUCGCAGUGUUCAAGGUUUAAAUGUGUGUGCCAGUGGCAGCGCCACAUCCUGCGAAGAAUGCCUCCUCACCCAUCCGAGCUGCGCCUGGUGCGCACAAGAGAGUUUUGGGAGGUUGAGGGCGUUUUCGUCACGGUGCGAUCUUAGUGAAAACCUGCAGAAGAUGGGCUGCGAUGCUCGGUUCAUCGAAUACCCCAGGAGUACUAAUUCCAUCCUUAUGAACAAGCCACUGAGUUCUAAAUGGUCCGGGCCGACCCAGUAUGAUGUCGUCCAGAUAAUGCCUCAGAAGAUCUCCCUCAGCCUGCGGCCAGGUGACCAAACGUGGUUUGAGGUGCAGGUACGGCAGGUGGAGGACUACCCGGUAGACCUCUACUACCUGAUGGACCUCUCUCUCUCCAUGAAGAAUGAUCUAGAUACCAUCCGCAACCUGGGCACCAAGCUGGCCCAGGAGAUGGGCAAGCUCACCAGCAACUUCCGGUUGGGUUUCGGUUCUUUUGUGGACAAGAACAUGUCUCCUUUCUCCUACACGGCACCCAAGUACCAGGAGAAUCCAUGCAAUGGAUACAAGCUGUUCCCCAACUGUGUCCCUUCCUUUGGUUUCCGCCACAUCCUUUCGCUGACUGACAAGGUGGACCGUUUCAACGAGGAGGUGCAAAAGCAGAUGGUGUCUCGCAACCGGGAUGCGCCAGAGGGUGGAUUUGAUGCCAUCCUGCAGACGGCGGUUUGUAAGGAGAGAAUAGGGUGGAGGAAGGAGGCCUUUCACCUGCUAGUGUUUGCCACAGACGACGUGCCGCACCUUGCUCUGGAUGGCAAGCUGGGGGGUCUGGUCACGCCCCAUGAUGGACAAUGUCACCUUAAUGACAAGAACGAGUACAGCGCAUCUACUAAGAUGGACUAUCCCUCUCUGGCUCUACUGGGAGAGAAAUUGGCAGAAAACAACAUUUAUCUGAUCUUUGCGGUGACCAAACGGUUAUAUAUCAUUUAUAAGAAUAUUACCGCGCUGAUACCUGGAACCACAGUAGAAAUCCUAGACCACGACUCUAAGAACGUCCUUCAACUGAUCAUCAACGCUUACAACAACAUCCGUUCCAAAGUGGAGCUGACCGUGUGGGACAACCCAGAGGACAUCAGUCUCUCCUUCAUGGCGACCUGCCAGGACGGGCAACCGCUGCCAGGCCUCAGGAAGUGUGCUGAUCUGAAAAUAGGAGACACCGUAUCCUUCAAUGUGAGUGUGGAGGCGAGGAGCUGUUCUUUCCGAGACUCGGACCAGACCUUUACAAUCAAGCCUGUGGGCUUUAAAGACCGCCUGGAGGUAACUGUGGAUUAUCAGUGCGACUGCAGUUGCGCCCGGACAGCGCAGGCCAACAGCAGCAUCUGCAGCUCCAUAGGUACCUAUAACUGUGGGAUCUGUCGCUGCGAGCCAGGCUACCUGGGUGCCCACUGCGAAUGCCAGGAGGGAGAGGCGGGCAGUCUGUACAUGAGCGCCUGCCGUGAGGCUGAGGGUAAGCAGGUCUGCAGUGGACGAGGGGAGUGCAGCUGCAACCAGUGCCUGUGCUAUGAAUCAGAGUUCGGCAAGAUCUAUGGAAGCUUCUGCGAGUGCGAUAACUUCUCCUGUGCCCGACACAAGGGCAUCCUCUGCUCAGGUCACGGCGAGUGCCACUGCGGGGAGUGCAAGUGCCAUGCCGGGUACAUAGGCGACAACUGUAACUGCUCUACCGAGACGGCCUCCUGCUUCUCGGGCGAUGGGCAGAUUUGCAGCGGGCGAGGAAGCUGUGUGUGUGGACGCUGCCAGUGCACUGAGCCAGGGGCCUUUGGAGAUACCUGUGAGAAAUGCCCCACCUGCCCUGAUGCCUGUGGCACCAAGAGGGAGUGUAUUGAGUGUCGGCUUUUCAACUCAGGACAGCUUGCUGACAACCAGACCUGCCAGCGCCUAUGCAAGGAUGAAAUCAUCACAGUAGAAAGCCUCAAUACCGAGGACCCCAAUGCCGUGCUUUGUCUGUACAAAACGGACAACGACUGUGUCAUGAAGUUCACCUACUCGGAGCACGCCAACGGACUGUCUGUCCUCACCGCUCUCAAGGAGCCAGAGUGUGGUGGAGGUCCAGAUGCCCUGACGGUGCUGCUGGCGGUCGUGGGCAGCAUCCUGCUGGUGGGCAUCAUCCUGAUGGCUGCCUGGAAGCUGGUUAUCACCGUUCACGACCGGCGAGAGUUUGCGCGCUUCCAGAGCGCACGCUGCCGUGCACGAUACGAGAUGGCCUCCAACCCUCUGUACAAGCAGCCCAUCUCUACCCACGCAGUCGAGACGGAUUUCAACAUGUACGGCAAGUCUUACAAUGGAGGGGUCCACUGAUCCCUCACCACCUCGGGGCUGGUGGUGAGGGCCAGGGCACGGCAGGACCGGUCCAUCUGACAGAGCAUUGCAGGACAGGACAGAAGCGGAGAGAGUGGACUACGCACUACAAAAAUCCCUCAGCACAGCUCCGAACUGAUACCAGAAUUAAAAACAACGACACUGUGCUGGAGGGAUUUUGUCUCUUUCUUUUUUUUUUCUUUUUUCCUUUACCGAGGAGAAGCCAACUGACUUCUGUUUUAGUCUGAGUGGUUUGCUGAUGCAGUGAAACUCAGCGGUGGCGCGACAAAGCGGGAACUCUUGUGGCUUGCUCAGAGAUGGACGGAGUUAGCCUGUUGGAUGUUACAUAAGACAAUAAAAAAACACAAAACACAUUUUCAUGAAAAGAAUAUCAAUCUGCUGACUAAAAAGCAGUAGUGGAGAACAGACGAGGCAUGGAUUUAUAUUUGUAUGUAUAUUUUUUUUCGACUAGAAAAAUGCCUUUCUCACUGCCAGCCAUGCAUCCUACAAUGCUUUCCUCUCAGCAAGCAGAAUUCAUACAGCAUCCGAGGAUUUAAGUUUCUCCAGAUUUUAGCAAGCACAUGUGUUUGAGGGCGAUUAUGAUGACAUUGUGGUACUACUAACAUUUAAUGAGCAAUAGACUUCCUCUGUGCCUUUUUUGCACGGAGAAAAAUUUGG